Messenger RNA from Terrapene triunguis (Three-toed box turtle), 1702 nucleotides. Its product is annotated as 60 kDa SS-A/Ro ribonucleoprotein-like. Lineage: Eukaryota; Metazoa; Chordata; Testudines; Emydidae. Gene Ontology annotation, molecular function: RNA binding. The record is from RefSeq and is a predicted model, not a curated record. Gene Ontology annotation, cellular component: ribonucleoprotein complex. The transcript has 9 exons. The coding region runs from base 77 to 1702 and encodes 541 amino acids.
CCGGCACCUCCUGCUGCGCCCAGGCCCCCGGCCCGGCCCCCGGCUCACGCGCGCAGGCUUCCUGAAACUCUAAGCAAUGGAUGAAGACGCAAAUCAAAUGCAGCCCUUGAAUGACAAGCAGGUGCCGAACUCUGAAGGUGGAUAUGUAUGGCAGGUCACCGAUAUAAAUCGACUCCACCGUUUCUUAUGUUUUGGUUCAGAAGGUGGUACAUACUACAUCAAGGAGCAGAAACUGGGCUUUGAAAAUGCUGAAGUUUUAAUAAGACUGAUUGAAGAUGGUAAAGGUUGUGAUGUGGUACAGGAAAUAAAGACAUUCAGCCAGGAAGGCAGGGCAGCAAAACAGGAGCCCAUGCUUUUUGCUCUUGCAAUUUGUUCACAGUGCUCUGAUGCAAAAACAAAACAAGCAGCAUUUAAGGCUGUUUCUGAAGUCUGCCGCAUACCAACUCAUCUGUUUACUUUCAUCCAGUUUAAAAAGGAUCUGAAGGAAGGCAUGAAGUGUGGCAUGUGGGGCCGUGCCCUGAGAAAAGCUGUUGCAGACUGGUACAAUGGAAAGAAUGGCCUGGCGGUUGCUUUAGCAGUUACAAAAUAUAAACAAAGAAAUGGUUGGUCUCAUAAAGAUCUACUCAGGUUGUCCCACCUAAAACCUGCCAGUGAAGGACUUGCUGUAGUUACUAAGUAUAUCACCAAGGGGUGGAAGGAAGUCCAAGAGGCAUAUAAAGACAAGGAAUUUUCUUCUGAGACUGAAAAAUUGUUAAAAUAUCUGGAGGCUGUGGAGAAAGUGAAACGUACGAAAGAUGAAUUGGAAGUUAUUCAUUUGAUAGAAGAGUAUAGGUUAGUUAGGGAGCAUCUCCAGACAAACCAUUUGAAAUCUAAAGAGGUGUGGAAGGCAUUGUUGCAGGAGAUGCCCAUUACAGCAAUGUUGAGGAAUCUAGGAAAGAUGACUGCAAAUUCAGUACUUGAACCAGCAAGCCCAGAAGUAGCAAUAGUGUGUGAAAGACUGAGAAAUGAGAAACUGUUAAAAAAGAUCUGUCAUUCAGUUGACCAUGAGAUUUUUGUUGGCUUGUUUGCGAACAAGUUUGGAUGGGUGGAGCUGCUGCUAUUUGAUUCUGUUCUUUCAAAACAAAUUCAAAAGAUGUUUAUGGGCAGCUUCAGCUCUGUCCCAAGCACUCAUACAGUGGAACCAACAGGGAAGCGUUUCUUGCUUGCAGUUGAUGUCAGUGCUUCCAUGACACAAAGAGUUUUGGGCAGUGUGCUCAAUGCUAGUACAGUUGCUGCAGCAAUGUGUAUGGUUGUUGCACGCACAGAGAAAGAUUCCAAUAUUGUUGCCUUUUCGCAUGAAAUGGUCUCCUGUCCAGUGACAAAAGACAUGACAUUACCUCAAGUAUUACUGAAAAUGUCUGAAAUUCCAAUGGGUGGCACUGAUUGUUCUCUUCCAAUGAUAUGGGCUCAAAAAACACACACAGCUGCUGAUGUCUUUAUUGUGUUCACUGAUAAUGAGACGUUUGCUGGAAAUAUUCAUCCUGCAGUUGCUCUGAAGGAGUACAGGGAGAAAAUGGGUAUUCCAGCUAAACUGAUCGUUUGUGGAAUGACAUCAAAUGGCUUUACUAUAGCAGACCCAGAUGAUAGAGGGAUGUUGGAUAUAUGUGGCUUUGAUACAGGAGCUCUAGAUGUCAUUCGCAACUUCACUUUGGAUUUGAUUUAG